AUGGUUCCGAUGUGCUACUCCUGGUGGCGGGAAGUCAUGUGGGCCUGCUGGUUCGUCAGCGAUUUUUAUGACGUCAACCCUCUACCGUGGACAGACUGUUACUACCCACACCAGAAAGAAGAGGCCUCGGACACGUCUUCCUGUGGCUCCACGCUAACCGGUGACGAGGGAAGUUUUAGUACACCGAACUAUCCUGGCAGCUACGGCAGCAACCUGUGGUGCACCUGGACUAUCAUCGCCAACGCCACCGAGUCCAUUACCGUGACUUUCGACAGUUUCGAUGUGGAGUUCCAGCAGAACUGUGACUAUGACUAUGUCCAGCUGUAUGAAGGGAGUCCAGAAAACAACCGUACUCUAGUGCUGAGAGUUCGUACUCGCACUGCUACGAAACAGCUCUACAGCUUCAACCCUCACAUGCUGGACACUCCCAAAGCACAUGUGGAAUCCUUCAAGGGCAGCCUGCAGUAUCAAGGGCCUGUACAGUGGAACUGUCUUGCUGCUGACCAGCGGCAACUGGCAGCAACCGAAGGCUUUGGAGAACUUCUGAUCAAAUACUUCAACGCCACCUUCUCAGCCAUACCAAGAGCUUGUGAAGCGAUUCCAUCUGUGGUGGAGGAGAGACGAGUCUGCCCGCGCUCGUUUACCAAGACGGCGUUUCCCAACUUCUUACGACACAACAACGCUUCGGAACUGGAGGAAGCUGGAAACCUAGAAGAUGCGAGCGCUCUUAAGGGAAGUUCGUGCCAUGAUCAGAUUCGUGAGUUCACGUGCUACAAUCUUCUCCCGGAGUGCUUGUCUGACGAGCUCACACGCCACCCCUGCCGGUCAUGGUGUGCAGAGGUCCGUGCAGCCUGUACGGACGAACCACUGCUGGAGAUCAUUCCUCCCUGUAAACACUUUCCAGACGACAACUGCGAAUAUGGAGAUGUGAACGACGUCGCUUUCUGUGAUGACCGCGUACGCUCCAGAAGUAUCCGUGUCAAGCCCAUACGACCCAGGUACUGGCCAGGAGAGACGGUAACGUACAUGUGUGAGACAGGCUACACACUGAGUGGAGCGUCCAUGGCCGAGUGCAAUCAAGACGGAGUUUGGGAUGUUGAUCCUCCAGAGUGUAUAGAAAACAAACGUACUCAGCUGCUGAUUGACAAGUUCAACCGGUCUGUCUACAGUGCAGACCUGCCGCCUACCGACACGGGAGUGCACAUCACCUUAGCUGGAGCCAUCAACGCCGUCAUAAGCCUGCACUGGUAUGACCCCAGACUAUCCUGGACACCGUCUUCGUACGAUGACCUGGAGAGUAUGACUUUGCCCCACAUCAAAGUGUGGACGCCACUAAUGUCCCUGGCAGGAAGCGCUGACAAAGACUUCGCAGGUCUUCCCGAGGUGGACGUGACAGUCAAUCAUGAUGGAGAAGUCAUCUGGGCAUUUGAAACGCUGCUGGAGACACGGUGCGACUUGAACCACUUCCUCUUCCCGUUCGACAACAUGACGUGCCCGGUGUGUCUGUACGUGAGAAGCACGUCUGGCGAGGAGCUGCGAUGUCCAACCGGGAACAGCAGCAGACAUCAUCAACAACAUCAUCAGUUUGACGUUAUGGACUGUGAGCAAGAGGUGACUUCCGUGUCAGGAGAGUGGUACACAACAUACAGCAUGGCCGUGGACAGCCAGAAGGGAUGCUUGGACAUCUACCUUAAAAGGAGCCCCGUUCAGCACAUGUGCACAACAGUAGCGCCAGGGGUCAUCCUCUCUCUUCUCUUCUGUAUCAUCUUCUUCAUCCCCAUUGACAAUGGCGACAGGCUGUCCUUCGGCAUGGCCAUCCUCUUGUCCAUGUUCGUCACCUUACUCGUCAUCUCUGAAGUCUUACCCAGGUCCAGCGAGAUUCCAUUCUUUGGUAUUCUGAACAUUGUGGCCAUCGUGUUGAUGGGUUUCUUCAUGCUGGUCACAACUGUUCUCAUCAAUCUUCACGCGAGAGAUGGCGAGAUUCCCGCCUGGAUGAGGAGCUUCUUCCUACGAGGCUGUUCACGAAUUCUUCUGCUUGGAGAUCUCACCAAGCAGUCUGAGACUGAUGUUGACGAAGAGAAAGCAAACGUCCCGCAUGACAGCCAAACCAACGAAAGCGACCUGGAGGCAGACGCCCUGAAGGACCAGGAUACCGGUAUGCCGUACAGGGAACCCUCCACCGCCCAUGUUGCCGGCGCAUCUUACCGCACCAGGCCACAGCCGACUGCGGUUCUGCAGGGGCAAACUGUGACGCUGUCGUGCGCGUUCGACGGGCUGGCGGAAGACGACAUAGUGUUCUGGGAGGGCGGAGUUGACGAUAGGACCAUCGCGUUUGGCCGAACUGUCCCCAAGGUCUACAGACGGCACAGGAUCACGGGAGACGCCUCCCGCGGGGAGUACAACUUGGAGAUCACGGGGGUAAAACUGGAGGAUGACGGGAAAUACAGCUGCUACACGGACCCAAAGUCUGCAGCUGACGCCAUCUUAACUGUUGUAGUUCCCAUGACGGGACCCCCCGCAGUGAAGGGAGGCGAACUUCCGCUGACGUCAGGUGAUCAGCUGUCUCUCACCUGCCGAGCGUCAGGUGGGCACCCCGCGCCGCGACUCACCUGGCUCAACGGGACACACCGCUUCAGAGAUGCCAGCGUGUCGACUGAAGACCAGAGCCUGGAGCUGUUUUUGCCGCGGGUGACGAAAUGGGAUCACGGCGCCAACUUCACCUGCCGGGCCGACCAGGGCUUCCCCCAACUCGCCAGGCCCAAAGCCUCCUCCAGGAUACUCAGGGUCAAGUACCCCCCGGCGGUGUCGGUGCCCAGUCCGUCCGUCCACGUGAGAGAGGGCGAGCCGGCCAGUCUCAGCUGUAUGGUGGACAGCAACCCUAAAGCCACUGUAACAUGGCGGAAAGUCGGAGGCGCCAUCCCGAUACUCAACAUGAUGAGGGACCACGUGCUGCACCUGCCGAAGGUGUCCCGGCAUGACGGCGGACUGUACCAUUGUGACGCCAACAACGGGGUCCUCCCAAAGGGAACCGGGACUGUCACCCUACAGGUCUACUACCCUCCUGUGAUAGAGGCUACUAUGGAGGACCAGGUGACGAUGCUGUACGGACAGGACGAUCAGUCUCUGCAGUGUCUCGCUGACGGGAACCCCAAACCUCACAUCCGCUGGCGGCGGAAGGAUACAAGUCUGUACUGGGACAACCCACUCCGCUUCCACCGGGUGCGUUACGACGUGCAGGGCACGUAUCAAUGCGUGGCUGCCAGCGACGGCUUCCAGGAAGUCACCAAGGACGUCUACGUGGACGUCGUAGGUAAGCCAUCCAUCCAGCGGGGCCAGUCAGCGGUGACGGUGGCCGCGGGAAACACCGCGAGAUUUCACUGCGAGAUUCUCGCGGACCCGCUGCCGGGCCGAGUCAGCUGGUUCCGGCAGAGCAUGCGCAGUAGGGGCGAGGAAACCGUUGUCAUGGCGACAGAAGUGGGCGUGUCAAUCACUGAGAAUCCAGUGGAUGACGGGACUUCCAGCACCCUCCUCCUGAAGGAUGUCGGGAAAUCUCAGGAAGGGACGUACAUCUGUCAGGCUGCCAACAUGUUCGGGGAGGCUCGGAGGGAGAUCCGACUGCAGGUUUUUGACAACAGUGGAUCACUGGUCAUCAUCUGCGUCUCCAUGGCGACGGCUGGCCUGGGCAUUUUGGCGGGAAUUCUCGUCUGCGUUGCGGUGAAGAAGCGGUGGAUCUGCAGGGAAAAGAAGCGAGCCCCGCCCCCGUUGCCCUCGGCCCGCUCGCUGGCUGCUGUGCCCUCGGGCCGCUCCGUAUCUGCUGUGCCGAAGCCCGGGAAGAGGCUGGGCCAUGGUACGAACGACUCCGGUGUGGAGGACCUGGAACUGCAGGAGUUGGACGGGACCCUGAAGCCACGUCCGCCGCCUCGGGGGGACAAACAGUGGACAAACGUCGGACUCUCCUACUCUGUGACCGGAGCAUCUUUCCGAGAGCGUCCGGAGUCGGCUGCCGUCCUUCGCGGCCAGACUGCGGUCAUGAAGUGCGCUUUCAGCGGGCUGGCUGAGGACGAUGCAGUCGUAUGGCAGGGGGGACCUGACGACAAAACAAUAUCAUAUGGAAGAAACGUCCUGAAGGCCUACAGACGACACAAAAUUGUAGGCGAUAGUUCAAAGGGAGAGUUCAACUUAGAAAUCAGGAAUGUGCUGCUAAAGGAUGACGGGAAGUAUAGCUGCUAUACCCAUCCGGAUGACACUGCAGAUGCCACAUUGACUGUGGUCGACCCCCCGGCGGUGUCGGUGCCCAGUCCGUCCGUCCACGUGAGAGAGGGCGAGCCGGCCAGUCUCAGCUGUAUGGUGGACAGCAACCCUAAGGCCACCGUAACAUGGCGGAAACUGGGGGACAGCCUUCGCUCAUUCAACAUGCCCAGGGACCACGUGUUGCACCUGCCCAAGGCGUCCCGGCAUGACGGCGGACUGUACCAUUGUGAAGCGGAUAACGGGGUCCCUCCGGUGGGGCUCGGAACUAUCACCCUGCAAGUCUACUACCCGCCCGAGAUAGACUCGUCCAUGGAGGACCAGGUGACGAUGCAGUUCGGGCAAGACGACCGCUUCCUCCAAUGUCUCGCCGACGGGAACCCGAAACCUCACAUCCGCUGGCGGCGGAAGGAUACAAGUCUGUACUGGGACAACCCACUCCGCUUCCACCGGGUGCGUUACGACGUGCAGGGCACGUAUCAAUGCGUGGCUGCCAGCGACGGAUUCCGGGAAGUCACCAAGGACGUCUACGUGGACGUCGUAGGCAAGCCGUCCAUUCACAGCGGUCUGGCAGCAGUCACCGUGGCGCAAGGAGGUAACGCGAGACUUCACUGCGAGAUUCUCGGCGACCCCCUGCCUAGUCACGUGACCUGGUUCUGGCGGAACAAGCACUCGGCUGAGAUCGUUGUCAUGGCGACAGACGGAGGCAUGUCUAUCGUCGAAAAGGCGACCGAUGACGGGACUUCCAGUACCCUCCUCCUGAAGGAUGUCGGGAAAUCUCAGGAAGGGACGUACAUCUGUCAGGCUGCCAACAUGUUCGGGGAGGCUCGGAGGGAGAUUCACCUGGAAGUUACAGGUUCUCACGGAUCUCUGGUCGCCAUCUCCGUCUCCAUGGCAACGGUUGUCCUGGGGAUUGUGGCGGCAGCUGUCGUCUGCGUGGCCGUCAAGAAGCGAUGGGUCUGCGGGGACAGCAAGCAAGACCCGCCCCCGUUGCCCUCGGCCCGCUCGCUGGCUGCUGUGCCCUCGGGCCGCUCCGUAUCUGCUGUGCCGAAGCCCGGGAAGAGGCUGGGCCAUGGUACGAACGACUCCGGUGUGGAGGACCUGGAACUGCAGGAGUUGGACGGGACCCUGAAGCCACGUCCGCCGCCUCGGGGGGACAAACAGUGGACAAACGUCGGACUCUCCUACAGCCGACUGGCGCAUGCGCACGCCACCACCUUGCCUCCCUACACGACCGUGGAGCGGCACCGUCCGGACGGGGAGGACAUCCGCGCAUGCGCACGGGACGACAUCCCGGAGGAGGCCAUCGUGCCAGACCCAGAAUACACUGCGGUCGUUGUCGCACCCCCAACGGACAAGAGGCGGUGGAGCAGACAGGCGGCCUCUAGCGGCUCACGCGUGUCCUGCAGCGUGCGUGACAACGACAACCAGGCAGACAGCAUCUGA
Messenger RNA from Branchiostoma belcheri (Belcher's lancelet), 5694 nucleotides. RefSeq lists its product as uncharacterized. NCBI's taxonomy places the organism in Eukaryota, Metazoa, Chordata, Leptocardii, Amphioxiformes, Branchiostomatidae. Gene Ontology annotation, biological process: monoatomic ion transport; cell-cell adhesion. Gene Ontology annotation, cellular component: membrane; cell-cell junction. The record is from RefSeq and is a predicted model, not a curated record. Bases 1 to 5694 code for a protein of 1897 amino acids. The transcript has 35 exons. Gene Ontology annotation, molecular function: cell adhesion molecule binding; extracellular ligand-gated monoatomic ion channel activity.